CAUAUAACAACCUUAUACAUUGAGCAUGAUGGCUCAUUUUACAAGAUGUGUGUACUUGUGAAAUUCAUAAUGUCAAACAUGUCCCCAAAAGAUCUCUAUGUAUCUCUUACGUCAUCAUAUGAAUGACUUGUUUAUCACAUUAUAUUUGACGUUUAGUGUUGGGCCGUUUUUGUCGCUGAAUGAAAUCAUAAAAAAGGAUGCAUAAAUCAGGUGAACGUUAUUUUUUUUCCUAUUUAUUUAUUUAUUUUUAUUCAAAUGUAUAGAUUAUCCAAACUACCUAUAGAGAUUUUAUAUAUUAUUGCCAGCCAUUUGAGCAUACAAGACUUGAUUAAUGUAGCAAGACUUAAUAUAUGGUAUGGAUAUCGACUGUCAUCUGUUUUAAGUGAACGAAUUAAAGAGUUGGUAGAAAAGGAUGGUUGGAGAAUACAUAUUGACGUCUUGGCUACUUUUCAUGCAUCUUCGAAUAGCGGUAUACCCUCCUUCCCAUACUCAACAGAGCUGCUACUACUAGGCGAAUUCAGUAGAGUGAAUCCAGUGACGCUCACACUCGAAUUUCUCAUGUGUCCACUGGACGAUAUCGGUUUUGGCGCAGUAAAAGAUGCUCCAGUGAGCGACCGAUCACUGGUGAUGUACGAAAAGAUCAGGGCAACCAUCAACAUUGUUGCCUACUUUGCACAAAUUUCGUCCAAUCAACGUCUUCAGCAUGUCAAUCAAGCAGGAGGCACACUGCUCAGCGAUCGUAUGUUGUGGGAAAAACUAAAGGGCACUAAACAGAUGAGAGGAGCCGCCCAGAUGAGUGCUGGAUUCAAAGUAAACUAUGAACUAUUGGUUGAACCCAAGACAGAGAUGCUGGCAGUCAUUGAGAAGCAUGUCAAGAACCACAGGACGAUCUUGGAUCGACCUGCUCUUCUAUCGUUUCAUACAAUGUACGUCACUCCCGAAUGGUGGAUCAGACAGAUGGAGACACCCUUCUUUAGCCCAAGCGAGCAACAACAAGACUGUCUUGUCCACGGGCUUUGGUAAAGUUAUUUUUAUUGCCAAGUAAUAGAAUCCACAUGGUUGUGAAAGAAAUUCAAUAUUUCCUGUUGUACUUUAAUAAUUCGCUCGUGAUCCUUGGACGUUGUAUUAUCUAAUAAAGACCACUCCAGUGUUGUUUCCUGAAAGAUCUCGGAUACCGAGACAGGGUAAAAUCCAAACUUGGAUUCAAACAGUUGAAUGCUUGGCUCGUUCUUUAGUGAAAUCUUGGCAUGAAAUGUCUUUACUCCUAGUUCUUCCAUGGCUAUUAUAUGUUUAAUACAGAG
Molecule: messenger RNA, 1301 nt
Organism: Rhizopus microsporus ATCC 52813
Lineage: Eukaryota; Fungi; Mucoromycota; Mucoromycetes; Mucorales; Rhizopodaceae
Exons: 3
Coding region: 256-1023 (255 amino acids)
Molecular function (GO): protein binding
Source: RefSeq, a predicted model, not a curated record